Molecule: messenger RNA, 1501 nt
Organism: Astyanax mexicanus (Mexican tetra)
Lineage: Eukaryota; Metazoa; Chordata; Actinopteri; Characiformes; Acestrorhamphidae
Gene: taf8
Product: TAF8 RNA polymerase II, TATA box binding protein (TBP)-associated factor
Exons: 8
Coding region: 366-1259 (297 amino acids)
Biological process (GO): transcription initiation at RNA polymerase II promoter
Cellular component (GO): transcription factor TFIID complex
Molecular function (GO): protein heterodimerization activity
Source: RefSeq, a predicted model, not a curated record
CUUAUUAUUCAGGCAGCCAACCCUAACGGAGGAGCUGCGAGGCUUUCCGCUAAACUCAGUGUUUAUAUAGAUUAGCCUGCUGGAUUUUAGAGCAGAUAUUAGUGUUGAUGGUUUAAUAUGUAAGUAAAGAGAUGGAGGAUAGCGCGGUUAGAGGCAGCGGGGGGUUAAAGACUAGGCUGGGCUGAAAUUUACCCGAGCAUUUACCUGCUAGAACGCUGGCUAACCGGCUAGCUAGGCUAGGCUAAGCUAAAUUAUUACUGUGUGCUAACGGGGCUCAGCGAGCUGCUAAUGCUAACUAGCUGUAUUUAACGCUUUUAAAAACAACACAUUCAGGAGCGGCGAGACCCACAGAGAAGAGCUUCAACAUGCUGACAGGAGAGCGGUCAGGAGGUAACAAGUCGAACACGAGCCCUGCAGAGAACUACUACCUGGCUCGGAGGCGCACUCUUCAGGUGGUGGUCAGCUCUCUGUUGACAGAAUGUGGCUUCGAGAGUGCAGAGAAAGCUGCGGUGGAAACUUUAACAGAAAUGAUGCAGAGCUAUAUAACUGAAGUAGGCCGCUGUGCAAAGGCGAGCUGUGAGCAUACAGCGAGAAGCACUCCCACACUGUCAGACGUGGUCAUCACACUGGUGGAAAUGGGAUUCAAUGUAGACACACUUCCAGUGUAUGCCAAAAGAUCCCAGAGGAUGGUCAUAACUGCACCUCCAGUAACCAAUGCCCCAGUCAUCCCCAAGUCUCUGGUGGCUGGACAGAAGCGCACUCAUCCAGCGUACAUCCCCAGCCACUUCCCAGAGUUCCCAGACCCUCAUACAUACAUCAAAACCCCAACGUUCCGUGAGCCAGUGUCUGAGUACCAGGUGGUGCGGGAGAAGGCAGCCUCUCAGAGGAGAGACGUUGAGAGAGCUCUGACGCGCUUCAUGGCCAAAACUGGGGAAACACAAAGCCUUUUUAAGGAUGACCUCACUGCCUUCCCACUGAUCGCAGCACGGCCGAGCUCUAUCCCGUACCUGAGCGCCCUCUUACCGUCUGAGCUGGAGCUGCAGGCACUAGAGGAGACGGACUCGUCUGAGCAGGACGACCAGACAGACACCGAGAACAACCAUAACAACAACAUUCAUGACGAUACAGGAGCAGACAAGGAGAACGCAGUGCUGCCACCUGGUGGUGUGGUGCCCACAGUGAAGAAUAAUGAAGAAAAUAUGAUCGACAACCCCUACCUGCGGCCAGUGAAGAAGCCGAAAGUGAGGCGGAAAAAAUGAACACCACAUAACGAUACUGUGGUGCUCACGGGUCACACUGUGCCUCUGGAUAUUGGAUAGAAUGGGAAGUGUUGCAGUUGAGUGAUGAUCUGAUUUAAAUGUUUAGUUUAGGCCUGUGGAAAUGAUCUUAAAAUGAUUGAAUAUGUGAUAAUUAUUAUUAUAAUAGUUGGUUUGGUUUUUUUUUUUUUGUCAAGACACUCAUCAGAAUGAAUGAAUGAGAGAAAUAAAUGUUUUUUUUUUCA